Medicago truncatula (barrel medic) is the source of this 2524-nucleotide messenger RNA. RefSeq names its product probable beta-D-xylosidase 7. The record is from RefSeq and is a predicted model, not a curated record. Gene Ontology annotation, biological process: arabinan catabolic process; xylan catabolic process. Bases 31 to 2379 code for a protein of 782 amino acids. Gene Ontology annotation, cellular component: plant-type cell wall. Gene Ontology annotation, molecular function: alpha-L-arabinofuranosidase activity; xylan 1,4-beta-xylosidase activity. The transcript is spliced from 6 exons. NCBI's taxonomy places the organism in Eukaryota, Viridiplantae, Streptophyta, Magnoliopsida, Fabales, Fabaceae.
ACGCGCUCUGUUCUUACAACCCCUCACAGCAUGGGUCACUUUUCCAUCACCAUUACCUUCAUCUCUUUCAUUUUUCUCUUCCUAACUCGCUACCACCGACUCGUUCAUGCCGAUUCACCAACUCAUGUACCUCCAUACUCCUGUGACACCACCAACCCACUUACAAAAUCCUUACCCUUCUGCAAUCUCAACCUUACCAUCACUCAAAGAGCCAAAGACAUUGUGUCACGGCUCACAUUGGAUGAGAAAAUCUCUCAACUCGUUAACACAGCUCCUUCCAUUCCUCGACUCGGUAUACCGAGUUACCAAUGGUGGGAUGAAGCGUUGCACGGUGUUGCUAAUGCUGGUAAAGGGAUAAGAUUGAAUGGCAGUGUUGCAGGUGCUACUAGUUUCCCUCAAGUUAUUCUUACGGCUGCUUCUUUUGAUUCUAAACUUUGGUACCAAAUCAGUAAGGUGAUUGGAACUGAGGCUAGAGGAGUGUACAAUGCUGGACAAGCUCAAGGGAUGACGUUUUGGGCACCAAACAUAAACAUAUUUAGGGACCCAAGAUGGGGAAGAGGACAAGAAACAGCUGGUGAAGAUCCUUUGGUGAAUUCAAAGUAUGGUGUUUCCUAUGUAAGAGGACUUCAAGGAGAUUCCUUUGAAGGUGGAAAACUGAUUGGAGAUCGUCUUAAAGCUUCUGCUUGUUGCAAACAUUUUACUGCCUAUGAUUUGGAUAAUUGGAAGGGUUUGGACCGUUUUGAUUUUGAUGCCAAAGUUACUUUGCAAGAUUUGGCGGAUACGUAUCAACCACCAUUUCAUAGUUGCAUAGUACAAGGACGAUCCAGUGGAAUAAUGUGUGCUUACAACCGUGUCAAUGGAGUUCCAAACUGUGCAGAUUACAAUCUGUUAACCAAAACUGCUAGACAAAAAUGGAAUUUCAAUGGGUAUAUUACGUCGGAUUGUGAAGCAGUACGAAUCAUAUAUGAUAAUCAAGGUUAUGCAAAAACACCAGAGGAUGCUGUAGCCGAUGUACUUCAAGCUGGGAUGGACGUAGAGUGUGGUGAUUACUUGACAAAGCAUGCAAAGGCAGCAGUAUUACAAAAAAAAGUACCUAUAUCUCAAAUCGACCGUGCCCUACACAAUCUGUUUACCAUUAGAAUAAGACUAGGCUUGUUUGAUGGGAAUCCAACAAAACUCCAAUAUGGCAGAAUUGGUCCAAAUCAAGUAUGCUCUAAAGAAAACCUAGACCUUGCUCUUGAAGCUGCAAGAAGUGGCAUUGUACUUUUAAAAAACACUGCCUCAAUUCUCCCACUUCCAAGAGUAAAUACCCUCGGAGUUAUAGGCCCUAAUGCCAAUAAAUCAUCUAAGGUUGUUUUAGGAAACUACUUUGGCCGUCCUUGUAGAUUAGUACCAAUAUUAAAAGGCUUUUACACUUAUGCUAGCCAAACACAUUAUCGUUCUGGAUGUCUUGAUGGAACAAAGUGUGCUUCAGCUGAAAUUGACCGAGCAGUUGAAGUUGCUAAAAUAAGUGAUUAUGUUAUUUUGGUUAUGGGAUUGGACCAAAGUCAAGAGAGGGAAUCACGUGAUAGAGAUGAUUUAGAGUUGCCUGGUAAGCAACAGGAACUUAUUAACAGUGUUGCUAAAGCUUCUAAGAAGCCUGUUAUUUUGGUGCUUUUGUGUGGUGGUCCUGUUGAUAUUACUUUUGCUAAGAAUAAUGACAAAAUUGGAGGGAUUAUUUGGGCUGGUUAUCCUGGUGAACUUGGUGGAAGGGCUCUUGCUCAGGUUGUGUUUGGUGACUAUAACCCAGGGGGGAGACUACCAAUGACAUGGUACCCAAAAGAUUUCAUCAAAAUACCAAUGACAGACAUGAGAAUGAGAGCUGAUCCCUCAUCAGGCUAUCCCGGUAGAACCUACCGUUUCUACACAGGUCCAAAGGUCUACGAAUUCGGCUAUGGUCUAAGCUACUCAAAUUAUUCCUACAACUUUAUUUCCGUCAAAAACAACAACCUUCACAUCAACCAAUCAACCACUCAUUCGAUACUCGAAAACUCUGAAACAAUCUAUUACAAACUUGUUUCAGAGUUAGGUGAAGAAACAUGUAAAACCAUGUCAAUUUCUGUCACAUUGGGAAUUACAAAUACUGGAAGCAUGGCUGGGAAACAUCCUGUGUUGCUGUUUGUGAAGCCAAAGAAAGGUAGAAAUGGAAAUCCAGUAAAACAGUUGGUAGGGUUUGAGAGUGUGACGGUAGAAGGAGGAGGAAAAGGUGAAGUUGGAUUUGAAGUUAGUGUUUGUGAGCAUCUUAGUAGAGCAAAUGAGAGUGGUGUUAAGGUGAUUGAAGAAGGUGGUCAUUUGUUGGUUGUGGGAGAGGAAGAGUACUCAAUUAAUAUCACUCUUUGAUGAAAUGUAGUAUUGAGAAAUUAUCAAUCAAGUAACGAAUAACCAAUGGAAAGCUUGAUGAGUUAAUUGCAAUGUGAGUCUACUUAUGUAAUGGAAAGCUUGAUUGGCCCUGAUAAUAUAAUCAUGAUAAUAUAUUUUUAGUAUA